Messenger RNA from Triticum urartu, 5904 nucleotides. Its product is annotated as alpha-glucan water dikinase, chloroplastic-like. Gene Ontology annotation, molecular function: kinase activity; ATP binding. Gene Ontology annotation, biological process: phosphorylation. The record is from RefSeq and is a predicted model, not a curated record. Lineage: Eukaryota; Viridiplantae; Streptophyta; Magnoliopsida; Poales; Poaceae.
UUAAGGACACAUACAAAUAUAUAUGCACUAUAUUCAUAUCGGUGUCACAAAUUAAUCUACGAAAGCAUGGCACUAUAUUUUAUCUUUUCUUAUUUUCUCACAUGGGGAUGUGGUUUAAAUAUACUUUAAGGCGUAACGCGUCUAAAAAAAUUAAUUUCAUUACAAACAUAGUCUAACUUUAGCACACUACAUGCACAUUUUUCAUGGGUAGACAUUACAAUUGUAGAAGAAAAAAGACUAUUGCUAAUAUUAAUCAUAUGCUCAAUUAUCAUAAAUAAUUGAUCAAAAUAAUAAAUAUUAUUCUGAUAAAUAAAACCGAGUUAUAAGUAAAUAUAGAAGUUCAAUAUAAAUAUUUAAUUUGUUAAACUUGAUUCAUGACUACUUUUAUUUGAAUCGGCUCACGAAAAUUCACGGUGGUAAUAAGUAAGAAUUGUCAAUACGUGACGUAGUGGCCGUAGAUAUACAUUUUGCUUAUUCUCAGCUUUAUUUUCUCAAGAUGAAUUUUGUGUGAAACUGAUGCGAAAAUGUGUAAUUAUUGGUGGCAUUCCUAUCUAUAUAUCAACAAUGCAACAUCAUAUUUUUACAUCACAAUAAUUAUAUUAUUGCAUUUUAAAUACUAUAUAAUUAUUUUAUAUCACAACACGUGAUAUUUUAAAAAAAUUAAAAAGCAUAUUUGAGCAUUAUCUUUUAUACAUACAUGUCAAUGAAAAUUGUGAAACUAAAAGUGAUUUAAUGAAAAAAUAUUAUUAUUUCCACCCGAGCAAUCUAAACAUUUUAAUAAAUUAUUUUUUGUUCCAAAAUACAUGUAAGUUUGGACAUUGACAGUCUCCAUCGUAACAUUUGAUUCUUACCUUAUAUUUAUAUAUUAAUAAAAUUUCUUAAGAAAUGUAUAUUAUAGAAGUAUUUUCUUAACAAAUCUAAAAAUGUGAUUGUUACCUUACCAAUGUUAACACUUAACAGUAUUUUAAUAAUCAAAGUUUAUAUAUAUAUUUUACGCUUUCUUUAGAGUCAUGUAUUCGGAGGUAGAACCACACUAGACAGCGUCACAACAUCUAUCAAACAUAUACAUGACAACGUAUUUAACACUAUGUUAGGUAAGAGAUUGCAAAAUAUUGUAAAUACAUGAGAAAGUGUCAAAGAUAGUACACUUUCUUUUAUACAAUACCAUAUACUCCCUCUAUUCCUAAAUAUAAAUCUUUUUAGAGAUUUCAAUAUGGACUGCAUAUCGAGCAAACUGGGUAAAUCUACGCUCUAAAAUAUGUCUAUAUACAUCAGUAUGUAGUUAUAUUGAAAUCUUUAAAAAGACUUAUAUUUAGGAACGGAUGGAGUACUCCCUCUGAUCCAUAUUAAUUAUCCCUCACUUAGUACAACUUUCUUAUACAAAACAAAAGAUAAAGUAACUUUGUGGAUGGACUCCUAGUCCAAUGGCGUCUCAUAACCCACGCGAACCUUGGGUGGAAUGUUGUUGUCUCACAUUCUCCUUCUUAAUUUAAAAGCCCCCAUACUGGUCUUUUUUUUUGAUAAAGCAACUUUUUGUUAUACAACAAAUCUUUGAUUACAUGUUGCUAGCAAGUCAUAUUUUUGCGAAUAGUGGAAGCGUACAUCGAAAUUAUGCUGAACGAAGUUCACAUGCUUGUGAAUCUGUGUGCUAAACAACACUAGGAAUGGCGUACAUGCCAAAAUAAAUAUCAAGUCUCUCACAAAUUAUAAAUGUCAAUUCUUACUCAGAGAUUAUGAUCAACUGAUGUUACAUCAAUUUAUUUGCUGACCUAUGUUGUCUUCUGAAUACCAGUCUGGUUCCAGUUCUACACUGAAAAUCGAGAUAGACGAUCCAGCUCUCCAAUCAAUCGAGUUUGUUCUCGUCGAUGAGGCACAGAACAAAUGGUUCAAAAAUAACGGCGAGAACUUCCUAAUCCAUAUACGACCAGGCCAUCAGGGACAGCAUUCUGCUCCUGCAGCAACAAACCAAAACUUCUCAUCUGAAAGGGUCACACGCAAAAACAGAGAUGUCAUGCAGCUCCUCAGUAAACACGCAUCCAGUUCCACCAACGUAAAUAAGGCAACAGAAGCUGCUCCACAUCGGAAUCCCACGGUUCUUGAUCUCUUCCUGAAGUCAUUGCAAGAGAAGAAUGGUUGCCAAGUCCUCUGCAAAAAGGUCUUCAAACUGGGCGAAAAGGAGAUCUUGGCAUCGAUGUCAGAAGUACAAGGAAAGUUCAAAGUUCACUUGGCCACAAAUCACGCCGAGCCACUUAUUCUCCACUGGGCACUCGCAAAGAAGGCCGGAGAGUGGAAGGCACCUCCUCCAGGCGUAGCACCUGCUGGUUCAACAUUGCUUGAACUGGCAUGCGAGAGUUCAUUCUCUGAUGCUGAACUAGAUGGUUUGCAUUACAAGGUUCUGGAGAUAGAGCUUGAUGCCGACAGCUAUAAGGGGAUGCCUUUUGUCCUCCGGUAUAAUGAAACAUGGAUAAAGAACAAUACCUCUGACUUUUACCUUGAUUUUAGCAGGAGAACUGCCAAGACUUCAGAGCAGAAGGAUAGUAGUGAUGCUGGUAAAGGGACUGCAAAGGCUUUGCUGGAAACAAUAGCCGAUCUAGAGGGAGAGGCCCAAAAAUCUUUUAUGCAUAGAUUCAAUAUAGCAUCCGACCUAGUUGAACAAGCAAAAGAUGCGGGACAAUUGGGUCUUGCUGGACUACUGGUUUGGAUGAGAUUCAUGGCCACGAGGCAACUUAUCUGGAACAAGAAUUAUAAUGUGAAGCCACGUGAGAUUAGCCAAGCACAAGAUAGGUUCACAGACAAUCUUGAAAGUCUCUACAGAACAUAUCCACAGUACAGGGAGAUGCUAAGAAUGAUAUUGGCCGCAGUAGGUCGUGGAGGUCAGGGUGAUGUCGGUCAACGUAUUCGUGAUGAGAUUUUGGUAAUACAGAGAAACAAUAACUGCAUGGGUGGAAUGAUGGAAGAAUGGCAUCAAAAACUACACAACAAUACAAGCCCAGACGAUGUGGUGAUUUGUCAGGCACUGAUGGACUAUAUGAACAGUGACCUUGACAUCAAAGUUUAUUGGGAUACUUUAAACAAAAAUGGCAUAACAAAGGAAAGAUUAGCAAGCUACGAUCACCCUAUUCACUCAGAACCAAAUUUAACGAGGGAGCAGAAGGAGGGUCUACUACGCGACUUAACAAACUACAUGAGAAGCCUCAAGGCUGUUCACUCCGGUGCUGAUCUAGAAUCUGCUAUAGGAACCUGUACAGGGUACACGUCAGAGAGUCAGGGUUUCAUGGUUGGUGUCGAAGUGAAUCCUGUAAAGGGAUUACCAUCUGGAUUUUCUGAAUUGCUUAAGUUUGUCCUUGACCACAUUGAGGAUAAAUCAGUGGAAUCACUUGUUGAGGGUCUCUUGGAGGCAAGAGCUGCGCUUCGCCCUUUGCUCCUUGGCUCAACGGAUCGCUUGAAGGAUCUCAUAUUUUUGGACAUUGCUCUUGAUUCUACUGUUAGGACAGCAGUUGAAAGGUCAUAUGAAAAUCUGAACAAUGCAUCACCUCAGAAACUUAUGUACUUCAUCAGUCUAGUUGUUGAAAAUCUUGCGUUGUCCACUGAUGACAAUGAGGAUCUCCUAUACUGCUUAAAGGGAUGGAACCAUGCCCUUGAAAUGUCAAACAAAUCUGAUAGUCAGUGGGCAUUGUAUGCAAAAGCAUUUCUAGACAGAACUAGACUUGCACUUGCAACCAAGGGAGAAGAAUACCAUAAUAUUCUUCAGCCUUCAGCAGAAUACCUUGGUUCGUUACUUGGAAUUGAGCAAUGGACACUUAACAUAUUUACGGAGGAAAUUAUCCGUAGUGGAUCAGCCGCUUCAUUGUCCUUACUCCUCAAUCGUCUCGACCCUGUUCUUAGGAACGUUGCAAACCUAGGAAGUUGGCAGAUCAUAAGCCCAGUUGAAGUAGCGGGGUAUGUGGUUGCCGUAGACCAACUGCUCACUGUUCAAGACAAAUCUUAUGACAAACCCACAGUUUUGGUGGUAAAAGGUGUCAAGGGAGAGGAGGAAAUACCUGACGGCGUUGUCGCCGUCCUUACUCCAGAUAUGCCCGAUGUAUUGUCCCAUGUCUCAGUUCGAGCAAGAAAUAGCAAGGUAUUGUUUGCCACAUGCUUUGACCCAAAUAUCUUCUCUGAACUUCAACAAAACGAAGGCAAGGUACUUUCACUAAAGCCAGGUUCUGUAGAUAUAAAUUACAGAGAGAUUGCAGAGAAUGAACUAGUUUCAAGUUCCCCUGAUACAGCAGAUGGUCAAUCAGCACCAUCUCUGUCACUAGCGAAGAAGCAAUUUCUUGGAAAAUAUGCAAUAUCUGCUGACGAAUUCUCUGAUGAAAAGGUUGGAGCUAAAUCCCGGAAUAUAGCUUACCUCAACGGAAAGGUGCCAUCAUGGGUCAGUGUCCCAACGUCAGUUGCACUCCCAUUUGGAACCUUCGAAACAGCUUUGUCUGAUAACACUAACAAGGAAGUAGCCCAAAAGUUACAGAUCCUAACGGACAAGCUCAAUCAAGGAGAAUUUGGUGCUCUUAAUGAAAUCCGAAAUGUUCUGCUGAACCUAACAGCUCCUACUGAUCUGGUGAAGGAGCUCAAGGAGAAGAUGCAAGGUUCUGCAAUGCCCUGGCCUGGAGAUGAAGGUGAACAGCGUUGGGAACAAGCAUGGAUGGCAAUCAAAAAGGUGUGGGCCUCAAAAUGGAAUGAAAGAGCAUACUUCAGCACCCGGAAAGUGAAGCUUGAUCAUGCCAACCUUUGCAUGUCGGUUCUUGUGCAAGAAGUUGUGAGUGCAGACUACGCUUUCGUGAUACAUACUACCAACCCAUCAUCUGGAGAGUCUUCAGAAAUAUACGCUGAAGUUGUUAAAGGGCUUGGGGAGACCCUUGUGGGAGCCUAUCCUGGUCGUGCAAUGAGCUUCGUCUGCAAGAAGGAUAAUCUUGACUCUCCCAAGGUAUUGGGAUAUCCAAGCAAGCCAAUUGGCCUCUUCAUAAAGAAGUCGGUCAUCUUCCGUUCUGACUCGAAUGGUGAGGACUUGGAAGGCUAUGCUGGGGCUGGACUCUAUGACAGUGUGCCUAUGGACAAGGAAGAAGAAGUGGUUCUUGACUACACAAAUGAUCCCCUCAUUACAGAUUGCAGUUUCCGUAACACAAUACUCUCAAACAUUGCUCGUACUGGUCAUGCUAUUGAGGAGCUCUAUGGGUCUCCACAGGAUAUUGAGGGAGUGGUGAAGGAUGGAAAGAUCUACGUUGUGCAGACACGGCCACAAAUGUGAUUUACUAUUUACAAGUACGGUAUAGAAUAUGCAUGACAGCCCGUGCAUCUUAUAGAGUUCCACAAUUGUGCAAUGUACUAAAACAUGCACAUACAUUUUUGGUGUUGGUAUAAGAUGGCAAACUAGAGAGUAAUAAAAGGAGGGGCGAGUUAUCCCCAAGCAUAUAGAACUACAGAGUAAUAAGAGUGCACUACGAAGAAACCUAUCCAUAUAAGAAGUUCCAAACAUCUCUUACAGAAAAGAAUGCAGCCUGCAAAUGAAGAUUAGAAGUGUUAUUGCUUGAAAGAGAAGCACUGCUCUUGGGAUGACUGAGAUAAACAGGUCAAAUCUAUUUCUACUGAUUUCAGGCCAUUAAAAGAAACAAAGGCAACUGAGUUGUAAUAAGGUAACUGGUAAUGGCUGGCAGUUAUUGGCUAUUGCAGAUAAGUUUCACAAAGUCCUCUGAUUCCUCGACCGGUGGAUUAUGGUCCAUGGUCAUAGGGUUGGUGCUAGUAUGGUGGAGAUGCAACUGUGAGGCAGGUUCAAUGUGGAUGGCCUCGGGUUUUUCUUUCUUUUUGUGUAAGUCGAUCGGUUGUAAUGCUUGCCAUUGUGUUUAAUAAUAAAUAAAAUGUUUGCAUCAA